CAGUGAGGAAGAUGAUGACUUUCAAUAUAUGGAUCAUGACUAUGAAGUACCACAGCAAAAAGUUUUUAAGAAGAUAUGUAACAAGCUGAAAUGGACACGUGAUGAGGAUGAAAGACUAAAGAAGCUGGUGGAACAAAAUGGUACAGAUGAUUGGACUUUCAUUGCUAGUCAUCUACAAAAUCGUUCCGACUUUCAGUGCCAGCAUCGAUGGCAGAAGGUACUAAACCCAGAACUGAUUAAAGGUCCCUGGACUAAAGAAGAAGAUCAGAGGGUUAUUGAAUUAGUUCAGAAGUAUGGUCCAAAGCGCUGGUCUCUAAUUGCAAAACACCUGAAAGGAAGAAUAGGCAAGCAGUGCAGAGAGAGAUGGCAUAACCAUCUCAAUCCUGAGGUAAAAAAGUCUUCAUGGACAGAAGAAGAGGACAGAAUAAUCUAUGAAGCUCACAAGCGUUUGGGAAACCGAUGGGCUGAAAUAGCAAAACUUCUUCCUGGAAGGACUGAUAAUUCGAUUAAAAAUCACUGGAAUUCAACAAUGCGAAGAAAGGUGGAACAGGAAGGAUAUUUACAAGAUGAUAUAAAGACUGAAAGAGAUAGUUUGUCCGAACUUCAACCCCAACCUUGUCUGACUGUGGAACACUUGCACACUCAGAAUCAGUUUUACAUACCUGUUCAGACACAUAUUCCAGCAUACCAGUAUGCCUCACCAGAAGGCAGCUAUCUAGAGCAUGCUUCAGCUUCUGCCAACUUAGUUCAGCAACCAUUUAUUGAUGACGAUCCUGAUAAAGAAAAGAAAAUAAAGGAACUUGAAUUGCUCCUUAUGUCAGCAGAGAAUGAAAUCAUAAGGAAGAGAGUGUCUUCU
This is a messenger RNA of Eurypyga helias (sunbittern), 856 nucleotides long. RefSeq names its product myb-related protein A-like. The annotation marks the transcript as partial. Gene Ontology annotation, cellular component: nucleus. Gene Ontology annotation, molecular function: RNA polymerase II cis-regulatory region sequence-specific DNA binding; DNA-binding transcription factor activity, RNA polymerase II-specific. Lineage: Eukaryota; Metazoa; Chordata; Aves; Eurypygiformes; Eurypygidae. The record is from RefSeq and is a predicted model, not a curated record. The transcript has 7 exons. Gene Ontology annotation, biological process: regulation of DNA-templated transcription.